AUGUCUGUCAACAACUUCAUCGCCGCUCUACACCAAUUUAUUGCCCGCAGAGGUGCGCCGCACACUCUGUUUUCAGACAACGCUAAGACUUUCACAUCCGCCGCAAGAAAAAUGUAUGAGUUAGAAAAACUCUUGAAGACGAUGCCCUCUGAAGUGAAGUGCUUUCUGUCUAACUACGGCAUAAACUGGAAGUUCAUUCCCCCUUAUGCUCCGCAUCAAGGAGGCAUAUGGGAAGCCGCCGUCAAAUCCGCCAAAACACUGCUACACCGCUGUAUUGGGGACACAGCUCUUACAUACGAAGAGUAUGACACCAUUUUCGUUAGAAUUGAAAGUAUUCUAAAUAGUCGACCGCUUACAGAAUUGUCCUCUGAACCUGCUGAAGCUGCCUCCGUGCUCACUCCCGGGCACUUCCUAAUUGGUAGACCUAUUACCGCACACACCGCUUUCUUUAAUAACCAGUAA
This is a messenger RNA of Nilaparvata lugens (brown planthopper), 462 nucleotides long. RefSeq lists its product as uncharacterized. The transcript has a single exon. Gene Ontology annotation, biological process: DNA integration. Bases 1 to 462 code for a protein of 153 amino acids. Gene Ontology annotation, molecular function: nucleic acid binding. The record is from RefSeq and is a predicted model, not a curated record. Lineage: Eukaryota; Metazoa; Arthropoda; Insecta; Hemiptera; Delphacidae.